This is a messenger RNA of Mytilus californianus (California mussel), 3571 nucleotides long. Its product is annotated as cap-specific mRNA (nucleoside-2'-O-)-methyltransferase 2-like. Gene Ontology annotation, biological process: 7-methylguanosine mRNA capping. The record is from RefSeq and is a predicted model, not a curated record. Gene Ontology annotation, cellular component: nucleus; cytoplasm. The coding region runs from base 315 to 2579 and encodes 754 amino acids. Gene Ontology annotation, molecular function: methyltransferase cap1 activity. The transcript has 13 exons. Lineage: Eukaryota; Metazoa; Mollusca; Bivalvia; Mytilida; Mytilidae.
CUUUUAGUUAUCAAUUUAAAUUUUUUCUGUCUGUAUGGAAGACUUAAACAUGUAAAACAAGUACAAUAAAAAUUCUAGUUAUGUUACAUUGUGGAGAUGAAGAAAUCAUGAAAUGCUCAGUAUAAUCGGCCGCAGUGAAACAGAGGAUUCCACUGUACCCUCUGUAUCACUAGCCUAGGCAUUUUUCAGUUCAUAUAUAUGAUGGGAAAAAUGUUUUGCAAUACUUACCAGUUAUCCUGAUUUUGACAUUUUUGUCCAGAUUUAGCUAGACAACUGGAAUUCAAGAAAUUUCAAAUAUUCAAAUAAUGUGAUAAAUGGCAGGACGGAGGAAAAGAAAAUUUUCCAAUACGGCAGCUGAGCUACAAUUAGAUCCAGUUCUUCGACAAAAAGUGCAGAAUGUUUUUGAAAAGAAAUUCACUUAUUCCAAACCUAAAGACGGCAUUUGGAAGGUGCCAGAAAAUUUUACCAAACAUAAAGAUGAUUGGGAAAUUGAAGAACUAAUGACCUUGAAAUCAAAUUUGAACAGUUUGAAGGACAAACUGAGUGAUAAAGACAUUGUAAAAUGGCAUCAGCAUACAACAUUUAUGAAUCUUGCUGGGAAUGUAAAUUCAGAAUUACGUCAAACAGUUCGUCCAGAACUAUGCACACAAGCAUGGUGUAAAUUCUAUGAAAUGGUAUCAUCUUAUGACCUCGUUGACCUACAAAAUGAUACUUUUAAUUCUGUUCAUCUGUGUGAAGCACCAGGAGCAUUUAUAACAAGCUUAAAUCAUUAUCUUGUUUCUUCUGAUUACAGUGGUACAUGGAACUGGAUAGGUACUACACUUAAUCCGUAUUACGAAGGAAACAACCCAAGUGAGAUGAUUGAUGAUGAUAGAUUUGUACGUGGUAGCUAUGGCAACUGGGACUUUGGUGUAGAUAAUACUGGUAACCUCAUGUCCUGGCAGAAUAUACAACAAAUUAAAGAUAAGGUAGCAGUUAUGGGACCUGUUACACUGGUUACGGCUGAUGGCAGUAUUGAUUGUCAGGAUAAUCCUGCAGAACAGGAGAAGGUUGUCUCAAAGUUACAUUACUGUGAGGUUUUGUCAUCCAUUUUGAUAUUAUCCCCUGGAGGAAACAUGGUGUUGAAGAAGUUUACAAUGUUUGAAUGUGAUACCAUAUGUUUGUUGUAUGUUUUAAAUUGUUUGUUUACAGAGGUAACUGUUUUUAAACCAGCUACAAGUAAGAGUGGAAAUUCUGAGGUUUAUUUAAUCUGUUUGGGAUUCUUAGGUAUAGACAGUAUACAGGGACAGAUAGAAGAGCUCUGUGAGAAAUAUUUCAGUUCAGCAGAGUCAAACACUGAGAUUCAUUGCCUAUUCAGUCAAGACGAAAUUCCAGAAGACUUUCUACAACAACAUAUCAAAUGCUGUAACUACUUCACAUCACUCCAAGAGGAGACAAUCCAGACAAACUUGAACUACUUUGAAAAAAUGUCAGAUGACUUCAGCAAAGAAAUCAUUGGAAUGAAAGUUUGCUGCACUGAUCUAUAUUUCUCCAAAUAUAAUGUCAGAUCUAUACCAAUGUAUUUAAAAAUCACACAACCACAGAAACAACAAAAGAAAUCCUGUAAUCAUCGCUAUAGGGAAAUGAAAAGAAAUGAAGGGACAUACAAUGAUAGAGUUAGAGUUCAGGCAUUAAAAUGGGAACAGAGAGUGCUCCAGUAUGAUACUUAUGACAUUGAUUACAGCUGUAUGGAAUGGUUUCGAAACUUCUAUCCACCUGAAGAAGAGGAUGUCAGGAAGUGGGCAUGUGCAACAGGAUGUCAGGUCACUACAAUCAAGAGUUCCAAAUUUUGUGAUGGAAAGUUUGUUCAACAAGCACAAGAUAUUAGUAUCAACCGGAAGAAUGAAGAAUCUAAGAUGGCUGUCCUCUCAGCAGAUUAUAAUGUGUCAUCGAUCAUUUCAUCAUUAGAUAUUUUGUUUAACCAAUCAGUGUAUGAUUUUCCAUGUCAUGUGACCAUUGUAUCAUCAGCUGAAUUGAAUUGUGAUGAAAUCGAGAAGCAGGAAUAUGUAAAUAAGAUAACCAUGGUUGAAGAUAUGACAGAAGUUUGUGGUCAUACAAUACUGGUGUACCUAGAUAUAUUCAACACCACUACAGAAACAGAUAUUGCCUCACAGAAAACUCUGCUCAAGAAACUGACGAAGAUGUUUCAGGUUUUGCCAAAAGAAAACACAGUACUGAUACAGAUGCCAACAUGUCUGACUAGAUUUACUGCAGGAAUUAUAUAUCUUCUUAGUUCCUGUUUUCAAAAGGUAGGUUUUUUACCACAACCAGGAAAAGAAAGUUUGCUACAAAUGUUGAUCUGCUAUAAAUAUUCUGGUGUAUCACCCUUCCUGUUAGAACACUGUUGCCAUCUACUGGAUGAACAAAAUUCCAAGGACAGUAAAUCUGCAAAUGCUUUGCUGGAAACAGUACCAAUACUUUCAUUAAUAAAUGAUCCAGAGUUCCUUCAGUUUCUGAUGAACAGUAAUGAGAACUUAUUAAAAUCCUACAUAACCACCAUUGUAUCCAAUGUGAGACAGAAAAUCUCUGGUCAGACCUGAAAGGAAAAUGUAUUUCUGCAAGAAACAUUGUCAAAUUGAUCAAAGACAUGAAUAAUGCAUAAUCCAUGUUGUUACAUAAUAGUAAAUGAUGGCUUAAUUUAAGUUUGAUUUACAUGUGUAAGAUAAAUGAUGUGUAAAAUAGCCAUGAUUUGAUUGAAGUAUGAACCCUGCUUUGUGUGUCAGAAACAAUAUGAGAGCAUACUGUGGUUUUAAAGUGAAAUGGUGUGUAGAAUCGUGUAUGAUAUAACACUGUGAAAUGGUGUGUAGAAUCGUGUAUGAUAUAACACUGUGAAAUGGUGUGUAGAAUCGUGUAUGAUAUAACACUGUGAAAUGUCUGUUUGCUUUCAAUGGAAAAGUAUGAACUAGUUACAGCUAUAUGUGUAAGUUCAUGUGUAUGAUGCAAUACUCAUGUUAUGUAAUGUCUUUACAAUUGAAGCUAAACAUUGGAGUACCUAUAUAUUCUUAUAAAACGGUCUGUUACGAUUAUGGAAUGCUUAGUAGGUGAGAAAUUAUGUAGCGAGCAAUCUUGUGGUUUAGAUGUAAAAUUCUCACUUGAAAGAUAUGACAUCUGUUGAUCAUUUAACAAAGUUAUUGACUUUGAGUGAAGUGUAGAACAUUGGCUUUGAGUGACAUGUACAACAAUAGCAUAAUCCCUGAUAUAUACACGAGUUACAGAAGUGAGUGAAAAGGUAUUGGACAAGAUUCUUGAAGUUUUAAGAUAUCGAGAGCUGAGACAUUAAACUUCCUGAUAUGAUCGUGUAAAAUAUGUAUUUUUCUACAGACGGUGUGAUAGAGAGCUUUAAAUAUACACACAGAAAAUAACAUGCAGUAGGAAAAGUGAAUUGAUUGUGGUGCUGUUGAAAAACUAUAAUAUAGCUGUUUUUGUCCCCAUUUGUUAUCAUUUGACAGUAGGAAUAGUUUGAAUAAUGUAUUACUGAAGUAUACCUCAUUCUCCAUAUUAAAUAUGCUAUAUUGCUAACCAACAAUUAUUU